UUCUGAUCGGUUCUGAUACGGAGGUCGAAAGGCAUUAUGGGAACAACAUCAUGGCGGAACAUUUGAAUCCCCUAAGUGAGUGUAGUUCUAAACCGAAGCUUUUUAGUCGAGGUUUUUUGAAGAUAUUUUGGUAGAUAUUGUGUUCCAAGUUCUACUUUACACAGUUGUUAUUAUUACAGCCAGAAAUAUGACAGAACGGCAAAAAUAUAGUGAUACAUCGGGAAUGACGGCUGAGAAGGGGCAACAAGGAGGUGGAGUCAAACCGAAAACAAACAGGCUGAGGAGAAGCAUAAGACAAACUCAGGCACCUCCAACACUCACUGAGUCGCAAAAAAACGGUCAGGAAGAUUUCAAGACGCCAACUCGUGUGAAAACUAUAUCGCGAUACAACAGUGUAUUCAACAAAGUAAACUCCCCACUGAACGAUUCAGAACUUCAUGAUAUCAUUUGGGAUGCAACUACCCCCUCGCCACUCAGGACAAAUAGCAAAAGAGGCAAAAAGUACUACCCAAACGUUGGAAAUGUGGACAUUUCUGAUAUCGUCAACCGAAUUGCUCCAAAGUAUGGAAGACCUGUUGUUCCUGAGUCAUCCCUGGAUCAGUGGAUUGGAGAAAGUGCCAUUCCUUGCACACCAGAGGUACAGCAGCCCAAGGCAAAGAAGAAAUCCCCAAGGACUAAUGGAGUGGCAGACCUUCUAAAGUUGGCAAAACAGUUUGAUUUUAGCAUUCGGCAAGAUGAAGACAGAGUGAAACAUACGCACAAGCAGAGUUUGGAUCCUCUGUCAGACUCUGAGGACAUAUUGGAUUUUGGUUGCCUACAAAACCAGCCUCCACCCUUUCUGCUUAUUGUUCCACCUGAAACUGCACAGCCUGUUAAAACAAACUGCACACAUUUCUCAAACGACCCCAUUCCUCCUGACCAUGAGAUGGAGGAUGAUUUGGAUUUUUUAUUCGAUGGACCAACUCAACGCAUAAGUGGCAACAUAAGUCAAAAUUCAUUGCCUUGCUCAAUGGAAGCGAAAAUAGCUGCCACUGUUUCAUCCAAACCUAUUUCUGAAAAAGAUCUGGAUUCUUUACAUGGUCACACUUUGCCUCUAUCCUCACUGCCGUUUGUCAAACCAAGCCAGGCGAACAUUGAUUUUGAUGAUGACUGGGGGAGUGAUGACUUGCUGGAUGACUCGCUUGUUUUUGAGAUGACCCAAAACCCGGACAUCUUUGCCCCUCCUAAGCACUGUUCGACCCAAAGCGUGUCGAGUGAAUCAAAAUAUGUAAAUAACAACCCCUCGGCUGUUUCAGACCGUGCUUUUUCUGGACAGCAGCAACGAGGAUGUAGAGAUGUGCAACCGGCUGUGUCUGAAGGGAAGAGUGAACCCAGUAAACACAGGAAAACCUUCACGCUUGAAGCAAAUCCUAAUUUUCAAUUGAAAAUAAGUAGUAAACCAAGUGAAGAGUCCGUCUCAGCGGCACAGGCCAGUUCUUUAGAUAAACCUAAACCAACUCCACCCUGCAACAAAGCUGCUUCUAUGGCAUCCGGUUACCAGCAUAGCCAGCAAACACAGCACCUCUCUAAUGGAACCAAGGCUAUUCAGCAGGCUGUUCUUUUUCACCAUGGUACAUCAGUCUCUACCAAAUCGAACACAUCAGCCGCAACCAACUCUUAUUCAACUAAGCCCCUUCAAGAUGAGGAUAGCUGUUAUCACAAGCAUGCAGAGAACGACAGUUCAAAGGGCACAGAUAUAAUCAGCGCCUCCGCUAGCCCCUGCAUCAUCCCGGAGGAUGACUUGGACUUUCUCUUCGCUUCUGACUCCAUCUGGGAUGACAAAGGCGACGACGACCUGUUGUGCCAGCUAUGUGAUACCCUGGAAAGCCAGGUGGAGAGCAUAGCUGAGCCUGUUAUCACACCCUCCCAGUCUCUCCCCCGCAAUCAGACACCAAGCCGCACCAUCGUCCCUGCGCCUUUAAAUAGCGGCAGACACAAUGUAAAUGGCAACAGAUACGGCGUUAAUCAAAAGACUGAGGCUGCACCGCUCCAAAAUCCUAUCUGGUCAUCCUAUUCACAGUCCGCUCCCAAGGACGGGUGCGUUUUCACCCAGUCUCUCCAUAACAACCGUGUUCCCGUUGCUGUGGUGUCUGGAUCCACCAGAGCGAAUUACGAUGUGUUACCUGGGAAUGCUACCGCUAACUCCAUGUCCAGGCCACAGACCCAGUUAGCAAGGGAAAGGCCAAACCAAAGUAAUGAGGUCCGAGGCACUGACAGGGCAGCUAAGCAUGUCGCUGGGAGUGUCGUCCAGCCGUCGUCCUUCCCGGCUCCUGUAAACCUGACUUCAAACCCCAGUCAGUUCACGUUCAAGAGGCCCUCCGGCGGGAUAUCCAAGUCUGUCAACUAUGUGACCAGCAAAGCUUUUGUUUCAACCCAAGCAGUUGGGAAGUGCUCUGCUGAGGAGAUUGAACUGAAGAAACAGCAGGCCAUGGAGAAGAGACGUCAACGAAUGCUCACUGCCAGCAACCUGACAACUCGAACCUGAGUCCAGGUACAAGAUUUACAACGGCAGAUGUUCUUAGAUGAUGACUUGUCCUUGACUUCCAAAAUGUAUAUAAACUAAUCACGUUGUGUAAUGAUGUGAAAUAAAGUUCACACUUUUAUUUAAGAUA
Messenger RNA from Esox lucius (northern pike), 2651 nucleotides. RefSeq names its product ETAA1 activator of ATR kinase (gene etaa1a). Bases 188 to 2524 code for a protein of 778 amino acids. The record is from RefSeq and is a predicted model, not a curated record. NCBI's taxonomy places the organism in Eukaryota, Metazoa, Chordata, Actinopteri, Esociformes, Esocidae. The transcript has 6 exons.